AUGUCUCUGACAGGUUUUGACGUUACCAUAGUGGUAACACUCGUUUUUGGGUAUAUCGCGUAUAAAAGUACGUCCAUCUCUACUUUUGUCUUGAAAUAACAACUGUUUAGCAUAUGACUGGGCGAUUCGUCAAGUUGUCAGUAACACCCAGAAGAAAACGGUAGCGAUUUCGGGAUGCGAUACCGGAUUCGGAAGACUUUUGGCCGUCAAACUGAACGGUUUGGGAGUUCCGGUGAUUGCAGGAGUACUGAGAAAAGAGGUAAGAUCAGAUGGGGUAAUGAAAAUCAGCUUCAUGCGUUUCAGAGUGGUGAAAGUCUUAAAAAAGAAGUGAGAAACCCGAACCUUUUGACUUUUGGGACACUGAACGUGGGCAAUGAUGACAGUGUCAAAGAGUUCGCUCAGCUUGUGGGGAACACAGUCAAGGACCACGGACUCUGGGGAGUGGUGGCUAAUGCCGGAAUUCUGGGAAACUCUGGUCCGGAUGAUUGGCUCAAUGCUCAGGAUUAUAUCAACGUAAGGCUCAAUUUUGCUUUGAAAAACGUUUUUUUCAACUCGCUCUUUCAGACCAUGCAAAUAAACACUUUCGGAGUGAUGAGAUUCAUUCAAGCGUUGAAGAAGUUCGUGAAAGUUCAACAAGGAAGGUAUUUGGUUGUUGUCUGAAGUUCAGAAGUUGAUUUCCGAUCUUUUCAGAGUUGUUAUCAUCUCUUCCAUUUCUGGCCGAACUCCAAGACCAACGGUUGGCCCUUAUUGCGUGUCCAAACAUGCCGUCGAAGCAUACGCCGAUGUUAUUAGGUAUUUCACUGUGCUCCGCACUGCUUUUCUUAUCACCUUAAUGUACAGACACGAAUUGAUCGAUUUCAAUGUAUCGGUUCACCUGUUGGAGCCUGGAUUCUUCACCACGAACAUUACACAGACAGCCACAAAUGACUUGGACGCUGUGUGGGAGAGACUUGAUACUGAGACAAAGAAGGAGUAUGGAAAAGAGUUCUUUGAUGAAUGUUAGUUGGAAAAACAUGUCUGGAAAGCUUGUGACGUUGUUUUUUUUCAGACAAGGACUCUCGCUUCUCCCGUCUGUCCCAUUGCGCCGACGACUUGAACCCGGUUAUCGAGGCUUACACCCACGCACUCCUUGCAAAGUACCCAAAAACCAGAUACUGGGUCGGCUGGGACACCAUCUUGUUCUACAUCCCACUUGCUACUCUCCCAACAUUUGCCCAGGACUGGUUCAUCCGAUUCCAACGCCGCAAUCGUCCAGUCCCUGCAGCCAUGAAGAAACAUUAA
This is a messenger RNA of Caenorhabditis sp. 36 PRJEB53466, 1281 nucleotides long. The record is from the annotation of a GenBank genome assembly. Lineage: Eukaryota; Metazoa; Nematoda; Chromadorea; Rhabditida; Rhabditidae.